AUGAAUCACUACUGUGCUGACUACAAAGAAGGGAAAAUUCCUUUUGCAAAAGAGGUUAUUCGCAUGUGGAAAUUGAAAGAGACUACAAAAGCAGAUUCAGUGGAGCCAAAUAGAUACCAAGCCGGGUGCGAGGACAACUAUAUGGAAUGGCUGGCCGCUGAUUUGGAGGAAUCAAUCAAACCCGGCGUUAGUCUGAAAGAUCGGAUUAAGGAUGGGGAAGCCGAAGCAUUCAUCUUACUCCGACAAUUGCGUAAGAAAAAUCUUGUUUCUGAAAUUGAGCAUCAUGCGCAACUUAAGGAAAAGGAAAGGGAAGUAGAGAAUUGGAAACAACAAGCACUUAGCUACGAGCAAAGCAUGCAAGAGCUGGAUACACUGCUGGCUGAGCAGGGCGAUACUUUUCAACAUACACCACUAGCGCGUAUUGCUAGCCAUAACACGCAAUAUGUGGCAGAAGCUCAGCCUUUCACUACCCAGAUACAGGCCUUGCAGCAUCCAGAGGUUGACCCUUAUGAAGAGUUAGAAAGGGAAGCCAGGGCAAGAGCAGACGAGGAUGUGGCAAAAGAGCUUCGCAGUCUGAGGGAAGCUGUCAGAAAUAUCCAGACCAACAGGGGAUGUGAAGGGCUUGAAUAUGAAGAUCUGUGCAUUCACCCUGACAUUGAAUUACCCGCUGGGAUCACAGCUUUCGUUGCCCCAACACCUUCUCGCAACACCAAAGCGGUCCCUUGGGAUUAUCAAUCCGGUGAGAGAGAUAAAGGGAAAGGGAGAGUGGUCGUGGAAACCAUUGCCACCGGAAUGACUAGGUCUGGACGGUGCUAUGCCCCUGAAGAGAUAGCACGAGGGGCGUCAAACAAGGAGAAUGGUCCGAAAAAAACUGUUACAGAAGCUGAAGUCGAAGAAUUCUGGAGGAAAAUGCCGACGAAAGAAUAUUCUGUUAUAGAACAAUUGAAGAAAACACCAGCUCAGAUUUCUUUGUUUGCAUUGUUGAUGAACUCUGAAGCGCACAGGAGUGCCCUAGUGAAAAUACUAAGUGAAGCCUAUGUUCCCGCUGAGACUUCCAGUGAGAAACUGUCGGCUAUGGUGGGGGAAAUCCUUGAGGCCCAUCGAGUAUCUUUUCAUAAUGACGAGUUGCCACCUGAAGGAUUAACCAAAGAUUUCGAACAUUUUGAGAAUAAGCCAAAACCGAAUCUGGAUGAAACGGAAGUUAUAAAUUUGAGUAAUUCAAAAAUUAUGAUGGAAGUGAGAAUCAGUGUCCAUUUGACCCCGUCGCAGAGGGAAAAAUUGAUCAAACUGUUGAAAGAAUAUAUAGAUGUGUUUGCUUGGUCUUACGAUGAUAUGCCCGGACUAAGCACUGACAUCGUCUCGCAUAAGUUGUCUCUUGAUCCAUCCUGUCCUCCGAUAAAGCAAAAGAAGAGAAACAUUAAAUCGGAUUUGAGCUUGAAAAUCAAAGAAGAAAUCUCCAAACAGUUUGAUGCGAAGGUCAUUCGGACUACAAUGUACCCCACUUGGCUAGCCAAUAUCGUUCCCGUACCAAAGAAGGAUGGUAAAGUUAGAGUAUGCGUGGAUUACCGGGAUCUCAACAAGGCUAGUCCAAAAGACGAUUUUCCUCUCCCGAAUAUACACAUGCUCAUUGAUAAUUGUGCGAAGCAUGAGAUGCAGUCUUUCGUGGAUUGUUACGCAGGAUAUCACCAGAUUCUAAUGGACGAAGAAGAUGCAGAGAAAACAGCAUUCAUCGCACCUUGGGGAGUGUACUAUUAUCGGGUAAUGCCUUUUGGGCUCAAGAACGCAGGAGCUACCUACAUGAGAGCCAUGACCACCAUUUUCCAUGAUAUGAUCCAUAAAGAGAUUGAAGUCUAUGUGGAUGAUAUCAUCAUCAAAUCGCGAAAGAGCUUAGACCAUCUAACAGAUUUGAGAAAGUUCUUCGACAGGUUGAGGCGAUACAAUCUGAAGUUGAACCCCGCAAAGUGUGCAUUCGGUGUUCCUGCAGGGAAAUUGUUGGGUUUUAUUGUGAGCAGAAGAGGCAUAGAGUUGGACCCCUCGAAGAUAAAAGCCAUUCAGGCAUUGCCUGCUCCAAAGAGUCGGAAAGAUGUGAUGAGUUUCCUCGGGCGUCUCAACUACAUCAGCCGGUUUAUAGCACAAUCGACGGUGAUAUGCGAACCAAUAAUCAAGUUAUUAAGGAAGGAUGCUCCUACCAAAUGGACUGAAGAUUGCCAAAGAGCCUUUGACAAAAUCAAAGAGUAUUUGUCUAGCCCGCCUGUUUUGGUACCUCCAGAAGCUGGAAGACCUUUGUUAUUGUAUUUGUCCGUAUCAGAAAACGCUUUCGGAUGCGUAUUAGGACAACAUGACGAAACAAGAAGGAGGGAGCGAGCAAUAUACUACUUGAGCAAAAAGUUCACGCCUUACGAGGCGCGAUACACGUUAUUGGAACGCACAUGUUGUGCUUUGACUUGGGUUGCACAGAAGUUGAGACAUUAUCUGUCUGCAUAUACUACUUGCCUCAUCUCAAGAAUGGACCCACUCAAGUAUAUUUUUCAGAAGCCUAUGCCUACCGGAAAGCUAGCCAAAUGGCAGAUGUUGCUGAGUGAGUUCGACAUUGUGUAUGUUACCCAAAAGGCUGUCAAAGGGCAGGCGAUAGCAGAUCAUCUUGCAGAAAAUCCUGUGGGUGGGGAAUACAUACCCCUUAAAACUUAUUUCCCGGAUGAAGAAGCGUUGUUCAUCGGGGAAGAUAUCGCAGAAGAGUACCCGGGGUGGAGACUGUUCUUCGAUGGGGCGGUAAAUUCUAAAGGAGUCGGCGUUGGAGCAGUCUUGAUUUCAGAGUCAGGGCAGCAUUACCCCAUUUCAGCAAAGCUCAAGUUCCCGUGUACCAAUAAUAUGGCAGAAUAUGAGGCUUGUAUUCUUGGCCUCAGAAUGGCCGUUGACACGCAUAUACAAGAGCUUUUGGUUAUAGGCGAUUCAGAUUUGCUGGUUCAUCAAGUGCGAGGCGAAUGGACCACUAAGAACCGGAAGAUACUCCCGUACUUGCACUGCGUGAAAGAUUUGUGUAAAAGAUUCAUCAAGGUAGAAUUCAAACACGUUCCAAGGACACAGAACGAGUUCGCUGAUGCGUUGGCCACUUUGUCUUCUAUGAUUCAGCACCCAGACAAGAAUCGCAUAGAUCCUAUCAAGGUAAAUGUGCACGAUCAACAUGCUUAUUGUUUCUAUACAGGAGACUAUCCGGAAGGCAUAACCAGUGUUCAGAAGAAAACACUUCGGAGAUUAGCAAACCAUUUCUUCCUAAAUGGAGAAAUCCUGUAUAGGAGGACUCCGGAUUUAGGGCUAUUAAGAUGUGUUGAUGCUAAAGAAGCAGCCCGUUUGAUUGAAGAAGUGCACGGCGGUACGUGUGGGCCUCAUAUGAAUGGCUUUACACUGGCCAAGAAAAUCCUUCGCGCAGGCUAUUUCUGGAUGACUAUGGAAUCAGAUUGUAUCCGUUUUGUGCAGAAAUAUCACCGAUGUCAGAUUCAUGGUGAUUUGAUUCGAGUUCCGCCAAAUGAAUUGAAUGUGACGAGCUCUCCGUGGCCUUUCGCAGCUUGGGGUAUGGAUGUCAUUGGUCCCAUCGAGCCAGCCGCCUCGAAUGGACACAGGUUCAUUUUGGUAGCCAUUGAUUAUUUCACAAAGUGGGUGGAAGCAUCUUCGCACAAGUCGGUAACAAAGAAAGUGGUAGCAGAUUUUGUUCGGAGCAACAUUAUUUGCCGAUUCGGAGUCCCAGAAUCAAUUAUAACGGAUAAUGGAGCUAAUCUUAACAGUAAUCUGAUGCGGGAGAUUUGCGAUACAUUUAAGAUUACCCAUCGCAAUUCCACUCCUUAUCGCCCUCAGAUGAAUGGGGCAGUUGAAGCAGCCAAUAAAAACAUCAAGAGAAUACUGAGAAAGAUGAUCGAUAAUUACAGGCAUUGGCACGAAAAACUGCCGUUAGCUCUUCUCGGAUAUCGUACUACUGUGAGGACUUCAACGGGGGCAACACCUUAUCUUUUGGUCUAUGGGACAGAGGCGGUGUUACCUGCUGAGGUAGAAAUCCCAUCUCUGAGAAUCAUCCAAGAAGCUGAGUUAAGUGACGCUAAAUGGGUACAGAAUCGAUAUGAACAAUUGAUGCUCAUUGACGAAAAGAGAUUGAAUGCAGUUUGUCACGGGCAGCUCUAUCAGAACAGAAUGGCCAAAGCUUUCAACAAGAAAGUAAGACCGAGACAAUUCAAAACGGGGCAAUUGGUACUGAAACGCAUAUUUCCAUGUCAAGAUGAAGCUAAAGGAAAAUUUGCACCUAACUGGCAAGGACCUUAUAUGGUCCAUCGAGUAUUGACUGGAGGAGUGUUAGUCUUAGCAGAAAUGGAUGGUGAAAUUUGGCCGAAAGCUAUCAACACAGACGCCGUCAAGAGAUAUUAUGUUUAG
Messenger RNA from Lycium barbarum (goji berry), 4416 nucleotides. RefSeq lists its product as uncharacterized. NCBI's taxonomy places the organism in Eukaryota, Viridiplantae, Streptophyta, Magnoliopsida, Solanales, Solanaceae. The transcript has 5 exons. Bases 1 to 4416 code for a protein of 1471 amino acids. The record is from RefSeq and is a predicted model, not a curated record. Gene Ontology annotation, biological process: DNA integration. Gene Ontology annotation, molecular function: nucleic acid binding; RNA-DNA hybrid ribonuclease activity.